This is a messenger RNA of Cyclocybe aegerita, 801 nucleotides long. NCBI's taxonomy places the organism in Eukaryota, Fungi, Basidiomycota, Agaricomycetes, Agaricales, Hemipholiotaceae. The record is from the annotation of a GenBank genome assembly.
AUGAUCUGGGCGUUCAUAGUGCCGGAGUUGUAUGUACUCUGGGCGUUGAGGCAGCGAAUCUUCGCUCGGAGAAUUGCUAGGGAACUCUCAGAGCAUGGUUGGACAACAACACACGGGUUUUUCCUCCUUAUGGGUGGAUUUCACCUCUACGAAGGGAUCUACGACGUCGGAGUGCUUUCGAGGAAGCAGUUCGAAUCCCUCUUGAUGGCUGGCAAGAUACAUUUUCCAUCCUUCACCCGCGAGGACAUCCAGGAUAAGAGCAAGGCAGACGCGCUUGCGAAAGGUCUGGCUAUGCUUCAAACGACGUGGUUCAUUGCACAAUGUAUCGCACGAGCUACACAGAAACUUCCAUUGACGGAAAUGGAGGUAGUAACUCUUGGACUCGCCGUGCUCAACGUGAUAGUGUACAUCCUAUGGUGGGAGAAACCAUUGGACAUCCAGAGACCGUUCGCCGUCCACUUCAAGGAUGCUCCAGUCCUGGGGACAGAAGAUAUAGCACGCGCAGAGAGGGGAUCAUCAAUACGCACGGGAUCAUCAAUCGAUACCAUGCGCACGCCGUGCACGCCAAUCUAUUUCAAAGCAACUGGCGAAGGGGAAUCUGAUAAGACUUCAAUCGUAGAAUCUGUCGUGAAUAGUGCGGUUAGCAUGAAUAGCUUGACUAGUGCGAUUAGCAACCUCCCAGAAGAGGUCAAGAGGACGUGGAAAAUCCGCGAUAUCUACAAGCCAGUUUUCGAUCUUUUCGCCUUCAUCUGCACUGAUAUGAAACAAUACCGAGUGGCUACAUACCACCACGUGGAGUAG